Magnolia sinica is the source of this 4371-nucleotide messenger RNA. RefSeq names its product putative disease resistance protein At1g50180. The coding region runs from base 1 to 2700 and encodes 899 amino acids. Gene Ontology annotation, molecular function: ADP binding. The transcript has 4 exons. Lineage: Eukaryota; Viridiplantae; Streptophyta; Magnoliopsida; Magnoliales; Magnoliaceae. Gene Ontology annotation, biological process: defense response to other organism. The record is from RefSeq and is a predicted model, not a curated record.
AUGUCUUUUGUUGAGUCCGUUAUCGAGCUCCUUCUCAAAAAACUAGCUGAACCACUCGUUCGAGAAGCCCUUUUCUUAUCUGGGGUUCGCAAUCAAGUCGAACUGCUCGUGUUAGAAUUUGAGCAGAUGGAAUCCUUCUUGGAAGAUGCAGACGCCAAGCAAGAAGGAGAUAGAAGAGUGAAAAGAUGGGUGCAGCACGUGAGAGAUGUUGCAUAUGAUGCUGAGGACGUCAUCGACGCCUUAGUUCUCAAAAUGGCAACCUCUAGGCGAAAAUGCUUCAUCAGAAGGUACGCUUGCAUCUUCAAUAACUUGAUAGAUCUCCAUCAAGUAGGGUCGGAGAUCCAACGGAUAAACGGUAAAAUCCAUAGGAUCUCCGAAUCUAAGUUGACUUAUGGAAUUGAAAAUAUAGGCCAGGGAGUAGGGACAAGCUCUUCAGGUCUAAGCCUUCAAGAAAAGAGGCUUACUUCUCCUAAUGCUCAAGAACCAGAUUUUGUCGGUUUUGAGAAGGAUCUGAAGGCAUUGGUCUGGCGGUUGACUGAUGAAGGAGAGGUCCGACGUUCUGUGAUUUCUGUAGUGGGUAUGGGUGGUCUCGGUAAGACCACUCUUACAAGGAGGCUCUAUAACACUGAUAGUGUUAAGAAACAUUUCCAAACUCAUGCAUGGAUUUCUGUUUCACAACAGUUUGCUGCAAGAGAUGUUUUGCUGUCUCUCACAAAACAAUAUAUGGCGGUUACUAAAGAGAUAAGGAAAAUGAAUGUUAUUGAGCUAGCAGACAAUAUCUCCAAGCAUCUCGAUAACAAGAGAUACUUGGUGGUAUUGGAUGAUGUAUGGACAUAUGAAGCAUGGGAUGCUUUGAAGAUUGCAUUUCCAGAAAAGAUGAAUGGAAGUAGGAUUGUGCUUACUACACGAAACAAAGACGUGGCUUUACAUGCAGAUGCACAAAGCAAGCCCCAUGAACUGAGAUUUCUAAAUGAUGAUGAGAGAUGGGAAUUAUUCUGCAAGAAAACAUUUCCAGGGCAAAAUAACAUUUGCCCUACAAAUUUGCAGAAAUUGGGAAGAGAGAUUGUUGGCAAGUGUCAAGGUUUACCUCUUGCCAUUGUUGUGGUUGGAGGUCUCUUAUCAAGAAAAUUAGAAGAAAGAGAGUGGGAGAAUGUACAGAAAAGCAUUAGCUGGCAGCUAGUCAAGGGAGAAUAUCGAAUUUCUGAUAUAUUAUCAUUGAGCUAUAAAGAUCUUCCUUAUUACUUAAAACCAUGUUUUCUUUACCUGGGCAUUUUUCCAGAGGACCACGAGUUCCUCGUUAAGGAAUUGAUUCAGAUGUGGGCUGCAGAAGGGUUUCUUCAAGAGAGAGGGGAAGAAACAUUAGAAGAGGUUGGAGAAGAAUGUUUAAAAGAGUUAAUUCAGAGAAGUAUGGUUAAAGUCUCGAAAACAAGUUCAAGCGGUGGUAUUAAAAGUUGUUCCAUCCAUGAUCUUUUGCGAGAUCUCUCCAUAUCAGAAGCCAAAGAAGGUAUGUUUCUCCAUGUUCAUCGCGCGAGUGGGAAUGCAAUUAAUACUCCUGCAUUUCCACCUCCUACAGCCCGUCGACUUUCAAUUCACCAUGAUGUAACAAGUCAGUACAUUUCCUCAGGCCAUUCCACUCCACACCUUCGUUCUCUUUUGAUAUACACCCAAGACCGUGGAUGGGUUGAAAAGAAACAAGAGAAGUUUCUCUUCAGAACAUUCAUGUUGCUUAGGGUGCUAUAUCUACAAGGUACAUUCAUAAAAAUUCUACCAAGAGCAAUAGGUGAACUAAUCCACUUGAGAUAUCUUGGAUGUUCCUACACCUCUUUAAAAAGCCUCCCAUCUUCGAUAGGCAAUCUUCCCAAUUUACAAACUCUAUCUGUUGCAUCUUCUUCUUAUAUCAUUGAAGUACCAAGCACAAUCAGGAAGAUGAAACAAUUAAGACAUCUUCAAGUGAAGGGAAUCCAGCAAGAUAGAUGUUGGGGAAUGAUCAAAGGGCAUCCAAAGCUUGAGCGGAUAAGUAACCUUCAGACUCUAUCAUUUAUAAAGUCUGGGAAAUGGAUGAAGGGUUGUUUUGGAAAGCUCACCCAUCUUAGAAAAAUAGGAAUAUGUUUAGAAACAAGAGCACAUGCUAAAGUAUUCUAUGAUUCGGUUGUGAAAUUGUACUCACUCCAGUCUCUGUCAGUAGAGUCAGUCAAACAUACAUUGUCGUUACCUCCUCUUUCACAUCUUCUCAAGUUAUGUAAGUUGCGUUUGUGUGGAAAGUUACGUAAGUUACCUGAGUCAAAUGAAUUCCCAACAAACCUCACCAAGCUCACUUUGGAUGGCUCCUCCUUAAAAGAAGAUCCAAUAGCUACGUUGGAGAAGCUGAAAAACCUUCAGAUUCUCAGAUUGCAUCAGAAAUCAUAUCUGGGAAAGAAAAUUACUUGCUCUAAAGAAGGAUUUCCUCGACUCAAGUCCUUAAAUCUUCAAUCUUUACAUAAAUUUGAGGAGUGGAUAUUGGAGGAAGGAGCUAUGCCAAGUCUUUUACAUUUACGUAUCAAUUACUGCAAUCAACUGAAGAAGCUUCCAGAAGGAAUGAAACCUACCCUCAAGAAAUUGGAAUUAUUGUGGAUGCCCGAUAAAUUCAAAGAAAGGGUUCGAGAAGGGGGAGAGGAUUGGGAUAAAAUUCAGCAAAUACCCUCCAUCCAGAUAAGCAAUUAGGAGAAGCUACUUGGCACGUGGGAGGGGGUCGGACGUGACGUAGAGAAUGGGCGUGAAUAAAAAAUUAUUUCCCUUUUAUGGCUUCUUUGUUGGAUUCGUCAUGUAUGAAUGAUGUGAGAUACUCGUAUGAGCUUUCAAACGGUGGCAUGAUGAUGUGUGUAGUCUUUUUUUUUUUUUUUCUUGGUUUGACUUCUAAUCUUCAAGACUUCAAUGUAAUAAGUGGAUUUUGUAAUGCUUGAAAUCUAUUACUUUACUUAUAUUUGGAUGUAACAUGCUUAUUCAAAGUGAAAACAGUUCUUUAAGAGUGUAGGAUCGGGAGGAGGUCCACAAUGCUUCAUCUGGAGUUUAAAUGGGUGGAUGAUCAAAGCUGCUCAUUAGGACAUUGAUCGACAGAUUAGGAGCUUCAAUCAAAAAAUUGUUUCAAGCAUCUUCUAUCUAUAUUAGAGCCACUCAAACAUAUAGUCUGGAUCUCCAAACUACUACAGCUCCAAUUGCACAGAAUGCUCACACAAGGACAUUUCAAUCAAACAGAUAGGAACUCAUUCUUCCUCCUAUUUUAUCCUUGACUAGUUUUAAAGAGAGACGUGAUGACCUACACUUGUGAAGUGAUAAGAUCGAUGUGGAUGGUGGCACGGGAGUCUAUUUUCCUCUAGUUGUGCGUUUUCACAUAAAUGGCAGUGAGAUGUUUUGAUGACAUAGUUUUCAAAUUGCAUCACAAAGACAUCUACAGCUUUUGCUACCUAUCUUUCAACAUGCUACAAUUUGCUAUUAUUCGUUAAUAUACGUACUGUAUUUCAAUUUACAUCUUCUCAAGUCAUGUAAAUUAUAUUUUUAUGGAAAGUUAAAAAAGCUAUCCGGUUUUGUAAAUUCCCAUCAAACCUCACCAACCCUACCUUGGAACGGUCCUAUUUGGAACUCAGCCCAUCACUUUUUAGGUUGUAGUGCAAAUGGUAGAACGGCACUUUUGAUUUCAUUUAUAGGAGAAGCUAUGUUGGCACCUCUGAGGUAACUUGAUAUCUAUAAUAUUUGAUUUGUCUUUCUGUAUCUAUGUUUGGAUGUAAUAAACCUUUUCAAAGUAGAAGCAAUUUUCCCCAGUCCAGGCUCAGGGUCCACCAAUGCUUGACCAGAGAGUUUGUAUAGAUGUAAAUGAUCAAAGCUGCUAAUCAGCUAUAGCCCAAUGUAUAACUACCCUGGCACAAGUUGUACAUGCUACUCUGAUAAUGUGAUGGAGUACCAUCCAUGCAGGAUGAGUGUGGACCAUCAAUUUCUAUUGUCUAUAUCUAGGCCACCUGAUUUGCGGUCGGUCUGAUUCCUCAACCAAGGUAUUAUAAAUUUUAGGUGAGCUUUACCUUCUUCCCUAAACAAUUGAUGUAUAUUUUUUAACCCUCUAUUUGUAGGAUAUUGAUUGAGGGAUUAGGAGCUUCAAUCUCUGUAUGAAUUUUGGAGCAUCUUCCAUCCAAGGGAGGGCCUAUCAGACCUAUAGUUUGGAUUUUCCUACCGCAUCGCUAGCUGCAUGGACUGCGGCACCUAGACACAUACACCCUCCUGUUUAUACUUAAUGUAAGUAUAUACUUGGAAUGCUUUAAGAGAUUUAAGCAAGCAAAUUGGAUCAUGUAGUUAUUUAGUUUUUAUCCGCGGAUUGACUUCUAGGCUCUUUCUUUCAGAUGAUAG